UCCCUCUCUACCGAAACCAAACCGUGAUCCCAAUACCGCAAUACGUACCGAACCGUGGGCUUGGUGAACCGUUACACCCCUACAUCCAACUUGUAAUAUCAGCCCUUAAUCUCCAACUCCAAAGGCUGGAGUAGCUGACAAUAUACUAUAGGUGAUUUAUGUCAUAAUUAUUUCUCUGGAGAUCUCUUAUCCACCAAAGUGGACGUGAUGUCUUCCCUUUGGCAUGCACUGUUAGUGGAUUCUGUAAAAGGUGUUUCUGUUACUGUGCUUACAGAUUCCAGGGCUGGAGAGGGAGCACCGAGAGCGGUCGACCAUGCGGUCAUCGGAGGAGUGGUGGCUGUGGUUGUCUUUGCCAUGCUCUGUCUACUCAUCAUUUUGGGACGGUACUUUGCAAGACACAAAGGUACCUACUUCACGCAUGAAGCUAAAGGAGCCGACGAUGCAGCAGAUGCAGACACGGCCAUUAUCAACGCAGAGGGGGGCCACAACAAUUCGGACGAGAAAAAGGAGUACUACAUAUAGAAAUCACAGGGUCCAAAUACUGUCCCCUGUGGGACACCAUACUAUCUUUGGGUGAGGGGUGCUUGGGGUUUAAGUAUGGUUGGGUAGGGGGGGUAGGAUGGGUUGGUUUUAGUGGUGAUUGCCAGGGAUUGAACAAUGUAUAGUCCAGUCUGUGCAGCUGAAGAGGAACAGUUUUGUGUGUAUA
Messenger RNA from Salvelinus namaycush (lake trout), 706 nucleotides. RefSeq names its product cell adhesion molecule 1-like. Lineage: Eukaryota; Metazoa; Chordata; Actinopteri; Salmoniformes; Salmonidae. Gene Ontology annotation, cellular component: cortical cytoskeleton; membrane. The coding region runs from base 208 to 522 and encodes 104 amino acids. The record is from RefSeq and is a predicted model, not a curated record. The transcript has 2 exons.